CUCAUUAAGAGUACCUGAGCACUUCACUCUUGUAUUUAUGGGCUUUAGGUUUCGAAAAAGGGGAGAGUUUACGUUGAAAUGACAACGGCUAAAAGCUGGAAAAUUGGGAGGGAAAUCGGAGACGCCGUGGUCAAGGCGUCUAGUAACCCUAACCGGAGAUGGUACGGACCUCACAUGGCCGCAUCGGUUCGUGCAAUCUCUGAACGCAUACCGCUAGUUGAUUUCGUACUAGAGAUCAGAGACGCUCGUAUUCCCUUGUCUUCUGAGUAUGAGUUGUUGAGAAAGUUUUCACUUUUUCCGUCAAAACGGAUCGUUGUGCUGAACAAGAUGGAGCUUGCGGAUCCUUUGGAAUUGAAGAAGUGGAUGGCUUACUUUCAAGGGAGAAACUAUCUGUCCUAUGCAGUAAACUCACAUAACAAAGAGUGUGUCAAGAAUUUUCUCAACUUCUUGCAGAGUCAAGUUAGGGAAUUGCACAAGUCUGGCCAUUCUGGUCAUACCACAACUAUGAUGCUUCUUGGGAUUCCUAACGUUGGAAAAUCCGCUCUCGCCAAUUCUCUUCAUCAAAUCGGGAGGAUUAGUGCUGCAGAGAAAGGGAAGCUAAAGCAUACAACAGUUAGUUCACAGCCUGGAGAUACUAAAGACAUUAUGAGCUUGAAGAUCGGUAGCCAUCCUAACGUCUAUGUUCUAGACACGCCUGGAGUUCUUCCUCCUAAGCUGCUUGAUGCUGAGAUCUGCUCGAAGUUGGCAUUAACAGGAGCUAUUCCGGAUGAUAUAAUUGGGGAGAAAGAACUAGCACGGUUUUGUCUGACUCUACUAAACUCGAGCCAUGAAUACAAGAAAUGGGCAAAACUAUCCAAAUCUCAGGAUGUUACAGGAAGUUUAUCCAAUGAAAACUCCACGUCUAGUGCCCAACGAAAGAGGCAGUACCCAACUGAUCAUACACAGGAUUUUAUUGUUUACGAUGUACGGAGGGUUCUGUACGAGACAAUUUCAGCAUUUGACGGAAACUUAGAAGAUGAUAUCAGCAUGGGAGAACUUAUAGAGACGCAAUUUGCCGCGUUAAGAACGGUACUUAGGGUUACCGAAGAAGCAAGUGAGUUUGCUGAUCUCAGAGUUGCUUCUAAGAUAUUGAAUCUUUAUAGAACUGGUAGACUUGGGCAUUACACAUUGGAACAUGCUUCUUGUUGAGCAAGAUCUUAACACAAGCAUUUAUAAGAUUAUAUGUGAUUGUGAUGAUAUCUUCUUGUCAGUUAGUUUUUGUUAACGGCCAAAAGAUCGCUCUUGAUUGUGCUUCCAUUCCCGGAAGUUUACUUUUGUCGGUCCACGUCUGUUAUUUGUUUCGUACAGAGCUGGUUCUGGUCAUGUGUUUCAAAGUCUGGUGGACGAACAGAGAAUGGAAUCAAUUGAACAGAGUGGACAACAUGUUCAGUUUGUAUGGAGUCAUCAUUAAGAUGCCUUAAAUGUUUACAUAUGUUUCAUCAAGGUUGUAUCUUUAUCAUCUUUGUAUGUGUUCUUGUGCUUUAAAAUAUUGGUUUUCUUCUUCUA
Molecule: messenger RNA, 1545 nt
Organism: Raphanus sativus (radish)
Lineage: Eukaryota; Viridiplantae; Streptophyta; Magnoliopsida; Brassicales; Brassicaceae
Product: DAR GTPase 2, mitochondrial
Exons: 7
Coding region: 79-1188 (369 amino acids)
Cellular component (GO): mitochondrion
Molecular function (GO): GTPase activity; GTP binding
Source: RefSeq, a predicted model, not a curated record